CUUCGCUUUCGUUCCGGAAGGAAGGCAGGCAGGGGGGACGAAACGAGCCGCGGCUGGGAAAGGACUUUGCGCCCGGCCGGGAAGAGGCGUCCGCUCCUCCAGCUCCUGCUGCUGCUUCUGCCCUCCGCCCCCCCCCCCGGGCCGCCCUCCUUCCAAAUCCGGCACCCCCGGGGCUGGAGCCUCGCUUGCCAGAUUUCUAACAUGAGUUAUCCAGGGUAUCCACCUGCGAGCGGGUAUCCACCUGCGAGCGGGUAUCCACCCGCGGGUGGUUAUCCCCCAGCAAGCGGUUAUCCACCUGCUGCUCCGGGCAGUAAUCCCUGGGGUGCCCCCAGCUAUCCCCCCACGAACCCUCCUCCAAUUGGAUUAGAAAAUGUUGGAAACUAUGCUAAUCAGUUCAAUCCAGAUUAUAUGGCAGGCAUGGCUUCCAAUAUGACUACAAUGUUUGGUGGUGCCAAUGCGCCACAGGGAAUGUAUCCUUCAGCUCCUGGAGGCUACCCUCCUACAGCUCCAGGGGGGUUCGGACAACCACCACCGCAGGGUCAGCAGCCUUACGGCAUCUACCCUCCACCUCCCGGAGGAAAUCCCCCAACAGGGAUGCCAUCUUAUCCAGCAUACCCAGGUAGCCCGAUGCCUCCAGCAGCCACCCAGCAGCCUCAACCAGUGCCAUAUCCUGGGCAGCAGCCCAUGCCAAGUUAUCCAUCCGGUCCAGCUGUUAAUCCUUCGAUGCCAUCCUACCCGGGUUCUUCCAUGCCCAUCAUCACCCCUGGAGUCUCUGGAAAGCGAGGCACAGUCCAUGAUGCGCCAUCGUUCGAUCCUUUGAGGGAUGCAGAAGUGUUGAGGAAAGCUAUGAAAGGGUUUGGAACCGAUGAACAGGCCAUCAUCAACUGCCUUGGAAGUCGCUCGAACAAGCAACGACAGCAGAUUAUGCUCUCAUUCAAAACAGCUUAUGGGAAGGAUUUGAUCAAGGACCUGAAGUCAGAACUGUCCGGAAACUUUGAGAGGACAAUUUUGGCAAUGAUGAAGACACCUGUCCGCUUUGAUGUUCAUGAAAUCAAAGACGCUAUCAAGGGUGCCGGCACAGAUGAGGCCUGCUUGAUAGAGAUCCUGUCCUCUCGCGAUAACAAGCACAUUCAGGAAAUCAGCCGAGCCUACAAAGUGGAAUUUAAGAAAACUCUGGAAGAAGCCAUUAGAAGUGACACAUCUGGCCAUUUCCAGAGACUUUUAAUUUCACUUUCUCAGGGCAACCGAGAUGAAGGCAACAAUGUGGACAUGUCCCUUGUCCAGAGCGAUGUUCAGGCUCUCUAUGCAGCAGGAGAAAGCCGACUCGGGACCGACGAAUCCAAAUUCAACGCGAUUUUGUGCACAAGAAACCGAAGCCACCUAAGAGCCGUUUUCAAUGAAUACCAGCGAAUGUGUAACCGGGAUAUUGAGAAGAGCAUAUGCAGAGAAAUGUCGGGUGAUCUUGAAUCUGGGAUGCUGGCAGUAGUUAAGUGUAUGAAAAAUACACCGGCUUUCUUUGCAGAGAGGCUGCACAAGGCCAUGAAGGGAGCAGGAACCAAGGACCGGACUCUCAUACGCAUCAUGGUCUCGCGUAGUGAAGUUGAUCUGCUGGAUAUACGGCAGGAAUACAAAAGAAUGUAUGGGAAAUCUCUCUACACGGACAUCGCGGGUGACACUUCAGGGGACUAUCAGAAAAUCCUUCUCAAGCUGUGUGGCGGGAACGACUAA
Molecule: messenger RNA, 1728 nt
Organism: Crotalus tigris (Tiger rattlesnake)
Lineage: Eukaryota; Metazoa; Chordata; Lepidosauria; Squamata; Viperidae
Gene: ANXA11
Product: annexin A11
Exons: 15
Coding region: 202-1728 (508 amino acids)
Biological process (GO): cytokinetic process; phagocytosis
Cellular component (GO): cytoplasm
Molecular function (GO): calcium ion binding; calcium-dependent phospholipid binding
Source: RefSeq, a predicted model, not a curated record